UCGUAAUUUCCACUUCAUUUUCCAUUGGAACAAAAAAAAGAGAAGGCUUCUCCGCCCAAAAACGCGACCUUUUCAGAUGCCAACUCUGUGCCUCGCCAAAGAGACGCAACGCAACACCAAGAAUCGAAUCAAAAGUGAUUUGAUUGAUUUUUCUUCCAUAACCUCGCCAAACACAUACACACCUUUUCUUCCCCCCUCCUGAUCCAACGCUCCAGAAAAACCACACCAUCUGAGCCGUCGGUUUGCAGCACCAUUCGCCCUCCUCUUGUCACUUUGUGUGUGAAGUAUGGUGGUCAUGAGAUUCAUGACUCCGCCAAAUCAUUAAACAAGAGAAAGCUAAUGCGUUUAUCACACACACACCACAUUUAACUACAGAUGAAUUUCUUUGUGACUUUUCUGGGGUCGAAUUUGAAACAGGAGGAGGAGAUGUUGGUGCCUUCAUGGCUCGAGUCAUUGUUAUCCACAGCCUUCUUCUCCAUCUGCCCAGCACACAGAGAUGCCCCGAGAAGCGAAUGCAACAUGUACUGCCUGGAUUGCCACAACGGGGCGUUUUGCUUUUACUGCAGAUCAUCAAGGCACAAAGAUCACCAAGUAAUUCAGAUCAGACGGUCGUCGUAUCACGAUGUUGUUAGGGUGAAUGAAAUUCAGAAGGUUUUGGAUAUCACUGGAGUUCAGACGUAUGUGAUAAACAGUGCGAGAGUGCUGUUCUUGAAUGAGAGGCCUCAGCCCAAAACUGCUGUCAAAGGGAGCUCACAUAUCUGUGAAAUCUGUGGGAGGAGUCUCUUGGACCCUUUUCGGUUUUGUUCAUUGGGAUGCAAGCUUGUAGGACUAAAGAAGAAUGGGGAUGCGAGCUUUAUCUUCAAGACUGGUGAAGAGAAUGAGGAGGGAAGAAGGGAAGGGAUAGCAAUAAGGUUGCCAUCAAAAGAAGGAGAUCAUCAAGAGCAAUUUCCUAGUGAAGCAACAAUGCAACAUCCACAAGAAGAACAAGACAUGUACCAAAGCACUCCUCCUCCACCCCAAUAUUCAAGAUCAAGAAGAAGAAAGGGCAUUCCUCAUAGGGCACCUUUAGGGCCCUAAAGUACAAGUACUAGUAGUCUAGUACUAAACAACUAAUCAUGAUGAUCCCUAUAUCUAUCUAUCUCCCUAGAAUUUGGUCUCAGCCAGCUCAUUUCUCUCAACACCCAUGUGGAUUUUAUGUGUUCUAAACAUGGGGAAGAAGCUGUCUUUAUGGGGGUUCUAAAGGGGAUUUUUAAGUUGGGAAUUUUUAAUUGGUUUGGGGCGCAAUAAUGCUGCAUUAAUAUUUGAAACAUGCAAGGUGUAAAUGGCAUCCAGAUACACAUGAACGAUUUUAUAUAUUUUCUAUUAAAGAAACCACAGCUCAGUUUAUUUGUUUUA
Messenger RNA from Rosa rugosa (rugosa rose), 1395 nucleotides. Its product is annotated as protein RGF1 INDUCIBLE TRANSCRIPTION FACTOR 1. Bases 376 to 1077 code for a protein of 233 amino acids. The record is from RefSeq and is a predicted model, not a curated record. Lineage: Eukaryota; Viridiplantae; Streptophyta; Magnoliopsida; Rosales; Rosaceae. The transcript has 4 exons.